Elephantulus edwardii (Cape elephant shrew) is the source of this 2787-nucleotide messenger RNA. RefSeq names its product toll-like receptor 12-like. The record is from RefSeq and is a predicted model, not a curated record. Gene Ontology annotation, cellular component: membrane. Gene Ontology annotation, molecular function: transmembrane signaling receptor activity; protein binding. NCBI's taxonomy places the organism in Eukaryota, Metazoa, Chordata, Mammalia, Macroscelidea, Macroscelididae. The transcript is spliced from 2 exons. Gene Ontology annotation, biological process: toll-like receptor signaling pathway; inflammatory response; immune response. Bases 1 to 2787 code for a protein of 928 amino acids.
AUGGGCCAACAUUUGCUGCUGCCUAGUCUGCUCUUGUUCCUUCCUCUGGCCACAGCCUGGACUAUGUUCAACUGCCUCAUGAUCGAAGGCUCUCGACUGCAUCUGGCCUCAAGGUACUUUUCGUUGUGCCACUUGAACUCUAGCCUUCACUUCUUAGCCUGGUGCCAUUCAGUGACCAACCUGACACAAACUUUGGAAGCUGUACCACAGAGCGUGGAUGGGCUCUGUCUGUCUGGUUCUAUACCUGUCCUACCCCCGGAUGCCUUUUCCAAAUUGCCUGGACUCAAAGCUCUAACGCUGAUUCUACGAGUUAUUCGGCUUCUGCCAGGAGCCCUUCGGGGUUUGAAACAGCUGAAGAAGCUAACUUUCUUCGACUACCCUCAGUCACAGCCUUUUCUCUAUCUACCACCUGAUGCCUUUGACAACCUGAGCUCUCUUCAGUACCUUUUAUUCUUAGGUCCCUGCCUGAAUAGGAGCUUGGGUGUCCGGUUGCCUCCCAGCCUACGACUUCUGGCUGUGAAGUACAGCUGCCUGCAGAAUGUAGGUAUACUGGCUGACAUUUUCCCAGACUUGGUGCUGAACUCCUCCUCUGGGGGUGCUCGGUACCUGGACUCAUUGGAUUUGUCAGCUAAUCCCAAGCUGAACAUGACCAGGCCUGGGGCUCUCCAGGGUCUGCAGCUGAAGUCUCUGGAUCUGAGUGGAACAAAGAUGCAGGUGGCUGCUGUGAUGGGACUGGGGCUGCAAAGACUGGAUGCCCUGACUAUGAAGGGCACUCCUAACAAGGAUACACUACCUACUGAGGUAAUUGCUCACUUUGGGCUGCAAGUGCUGCAUUUGGGAUGCCAUCAGAGAGAGCAUAUAUCUUCCGAGGAUCUGGCUUCCUGCCACAGCCUGAAGACUUUGGAUCUUAAGAGCUGUCGUCUGACUAACCUGCCACCGGGAUUCCUGGCCUCCAUGCCCAGACUUCAGACCCUGAGCCUGACAAUUAACCAAUCGCAGAUUGCCAUGCUAUGUAUGAAAGCGACAAGUGCUGACUCCAGACUUCAGGCCCUGAAUCUGGCUAGCAAUAACCUGUAUGACUUGCCCCUAGAUACCUUUUCCUGUUUGCCCCACCUUCGGGAGCUGGUUCUUUGGAGAAACAAGUUGGUUCACCUGGACAGCAAGGUGUUCCAGGGUCUGAGCAGUCUGGAGACGUUGGACUUGAGCGAUAAUCUGCUGGCAGCCCUGGAUGAGGGCUGGCUGGCUUUAUUGCCUACACUGACCACCCUAAACCUGCUAAACACACAAAUGGAAUUAAACUCAACCUGGGACUUCCAGGUCUCAGAGACACUACACAACUUGAGACUAUUGCUCCCCCCAGGGCCUCCCAGGACGUUAUCCCUACCUAUGGGGCUGGCUAGCUUGGAGCUUCAUGCAAAUUCAGACACGGAGCCUUGGACACUUGUUCCUACUGUCCUUCCAGUCUUACAGACCCUGACUCUAAAAGGCUGGUCACUGCAGCUGGAGGCUCAAAACGUCUCAAAGAACUUCCCUGCUCUUUCCCAACUUUCCUUGCUUGGCAUUAACUUGGAGGCCCUCUGCUCAAAGGACGCCUCCAGCUUCUUUCUCUGGCAGCUCCCUGAGCUCAAGCAGCUGAGCAUAUUGGGAGACAGGCGCAGCCUCAGGCCCUGCCGCAUCACAGGGCUGCUCAAUCUACGGGAGCUGAAGCUGCAGCGCCUGCAGUCGCCAUUCCGGCCCCGCCCAGUGAGACUUGAGGAGCUGGUGGGUGAGCUUCCCAGGCUCGAGGUGCUGCAACUGGUGGACACAGGGGUGGAGACACUGUCUGUGGUGGCUUUCCUGGGCCUAGGCAGUCUCCAGGUCUUAGUGCUGGACUAUGAGAAAGUCCUUGUGCUGGAUAGCAGUCUUCAGGAGCACAGCCCCCAAAUGCCCCAGUACAUUUACCUAUUGGUCGGCUCCUUAGCCUGUCAGUGUGCCAAUGUCUGGGUGGAACCCUGGAUCAAACAAUCUCCUAGAACAUAUAUGCAUAUUGGAUCAGUCCAGCAGUGCCAGCAAGAAGGGAAGGGUCGCAAGCCUCUCCUGACCCCCUUUCUCCAAAGCCACUGCCCUAAAGCCUUGGGGUUAGAGCUCUUUAUAGGUAGCUUUGUCUUGCUGCUUCUCAUGAUCUCCUUGCCCUUCCUAAAGGAAGCCAGAAACUGGAUCCUCUAUCUCCAAGCCUUGUUCAGGAUUUGGCUCCAGGGGCAGAGGGGUCAGAGAAAUGAGGACAACAGGUUCCUCUAUGAUGUGUUUGUGUCUCACUGCAGGCAAGAUCAGGGUUGGGUGAUGCAGGAGCUGCUUCCCACUCUGGAGGGCUGCCCUCCGGCUGGCUGGGGUCUGCGCGUUUGUCUCCCAGAGCGGGACUUUGAGCCUGGCAAGGAUGUGGCAGACAAUGUGGCAGACAGCAUGGUGGGCAGCCGGGUCACACUUUGUGUGCUGAGCCGACAAGCCCUCUGCACACCUCGCUGCUCUGUAGAGCUCCACCUGGCCACCUCCCUCUUGCUGACUGCCCCCUACCCACCGGUGUUGCUGCUGGUCUUCCUGGAGCCGAUCUCUCGCUACCAUCUUCCUCGCUACCAUAGACUAGCCAGGCUGCUCCGCCGGGGAGACUAUCACGUGUGGCAGCAGGAAGACAAAAGAAAGGACUAUUUCAGGGCAUGGUUGGGAAGCAGGCUGGGGCAGCCUGGUCGUGGGAUAAAGGUGGGGUGCUACGUGUCCUCUCUCCCCACCAUGACCAAGUUACCCAAGAAGUAA